Durusdinium trenchii is the source of this 306-nucleotide messenger RNA. NCBI's taxonomy places the organism in Eukaryota, Dinophyceae, Suessiales, Symbiodiniaceae. The record is from the annotation of a GenBank genome assembly.
AUGGUGAGCCAAGAGCUUCAAAACUGGGGUGGCCACUGCACAGCACUUCGCAUGCUAAACCUCGUCCCCUAUGGGGAUUGUUUGAAGUAUGUCAGUGAGUGGGAGGGUAGUUCAAGAACUUCAAGUGCACUUCAAGUGCAUACUUCCCUAUACCUGUCACAUAUCCUAAGCCUCAUGUCAAGCUUUCAGGGUACUCCCGUGCGAUCGAUGAUAUCAGCGGACACACCCUGUCGGUCAACGUUGCAGAUGUUUCCACACCGUGCAGGUUUUCCUAACUCGUCGCGCUUGGGGCUCAAAGCGUCUUAG